Messenger RNA from Symbiodinium natans, 3441 nucleotides. The record is from the annotation of a GenBank genome assembly. Lineage: Eukaryota; Dinophyceae; Suessiales; Symbiodiniaceae.
AUGGAACUUGCAAGCCAGACCUUCUGGCAGGAUAUCAUUGAGCAACCGGAUGUGGCAGAGCCGGUGACUGUGCAGACUGCGACACUUCCGGAUAAGGUCAAGAAUUUGAGCUUGCUCCACUGGAAGUCUCAUUGGAAUGCGUCCCAGCGCUGUCUGAUCAAGUGGCCAGAAGGACCGCCAGGUCUGGAAAAGAAGCUGCUGCCAUCUCAUCCCGGUGUACGCCGGGGUGUGCUUCCCAACGGCCUGAGAUAUGUGCUGCUUCGAAACGCCAUGCCGCCAAAGCGCUUCGAGGCGCACAUCGAACUGCAUGUGGGAAGCAUAGACGAGGAUCCAGAUGAGCAGGGUAUUGCUCACAUGAUGGAGCAUGUUUGCUUCCUGGGCAGCCGCAAGCGUGAAAGAUUGAUUGGGACCGGGUCUCGAUCCAACGCAUUGACAGACUUCCAGCACACCAUCUACCACAUCCACGCUCCUGUAAAGAUGGAAGAUGGCCGGUCCAUGUACCCCUUGGCAUUGGAGGCCCUGAGUGAGAUCGCCUUUGGCCCCGAAAUGCUGAAUCAUCGCAUUGAGAAGGAGCGCAAGGCUGUGUUGGCGGAGAUGCAACAGGUCAAUGACAUGGAGUACCGUAUCGAGACGUGGACGCUCUCGGGCUUGCAUGAAACCAACAAGCUCGGCUCGCAGUUUCCAAUUGGAAAAGAGGAGCAAAUCAAGGCCUGGCAGCAGAAGGACCUUCGAAACUUCCAUGAGAAGUGGUACUACCCCGGAAAUGCAACACUCUAUGUCGUGGGAGACUUGGAUGAGACAGAAAUGAUGGAGGGUAUCAGAAAGGUGUUUGAGCCAGCCCAACCGAGACACAAGCCUUCCCCGGACUCUGCCAUCAUGGACCCUGUCUGGGGCGAGGAGUCGGCCGAUUCACGAUCCUUGUUUCGGCGUCGCAUUGCCCGGCACCGACCAGAGCAGCUCCACAACUUCAGUCUGCCGAUGAUCGGCACAAAUGAUGUUUUCACGAAGGCUGCAGCCUUUGACCCUGAGAACGGUGGCAAGCCCUGGCACGGACCUUUGCGAAUUUUCCGGAACGAGUUGCUGGAGGGUCUGCAGCUCAACUUCUAUGCGAAGACACCUGUACGCCCUCUGCGGACGUACGAGGACAUCCGCAACCUCAUCGCCGUCCGAAUCCUUGUGGGUGUCCUGCAGUUUCGCAUCGUCUCACGCUACUCUUCGAACCAUGCGCCGGUACAGAUCGAUCACAGCGACUCUUUCCGUGAAGGCUGCGCUGUGACCUCCAUCACGGUCAAUGCGGAUCCUCGGGACUGGCGCAAUGCUCUGGCUUGCGUCCUUCAAGAGAUCCGAGCGAUUUGUGACUAUGGCAUCACGGAGAGUGAGAUGAAGCGGUACAUGGACGCGAUGCUGAAGGACGUGCAGAAAGGUGUGCAGGAAAAUGAUACGGUGCCCUCAGAAGAUCAUCUCAACUUCAUCAUGACCAGUGACGUGUUUGACCAUGUCGUCAUGCAUCCAGAGCAGUCCUAUGCUGCUUUCAAGGAGGUAGCUCCGACAGUGACAAUGGAGCAGGUCCACGCAACAGCAAAGUGGAUGCUUGGUUUCAUCGGCUACUACGGCUUCGCUUCGGCACCUCCAGUGACGGCUAUUGUUGUGUGCACACCUACGCAAGUAUACGAGGAGCACACUGGGAAAUGGGUUCCCUUCAGCAUUACCGAGCAGGAGAUCAUAGAGCUGCUUAUAUCAGUGCCUGACAAGACCAAAGAAGAAGCACUGAAUCAGGUGGACGUUCCGGAAAACCUUUUGGAAGGAGCAAAGUUAGAGAAGCUGCUGCCGCCAAGUCCUGUUGAUGCUAUGACAGCAUGGAGAGCUGCUUCGCGAAAGGUAGAUGAUGCCACAGGAAUCGUGCAGCUCAUGCUGCCGAAUGGGGCGCGUGUCAACUAUGCCUGCACACCCAACGAAUCGCAAGGAACGAUGCGGAUGCUUGUUCCUGGUGGUCGGUCCUCGGACGAGUCGGACGAGCUGGGUUCGGCUAUGGUUGGCAUCCGGACCAUUUCGGAGUCUGGAGCUGUCAGUGAUUUCUCGAGAGAACAGAUUGAGUUGUUUGCCGUCUCAAAUUUGAUGAGUGUCCACCUGGACCUGAAUCUCGAAUUUUGCUACAUUGACGCCAACUUCACCAACACGACUGGUGGUCUGAACGCUGUGCUGGAACUUUUGCAUCUGCUCUUCCAGGAGCCACGCUGGGAGGUGCCAGCCUUCGUGAGGGCUCAGCAAGCUUACAAGGCUCAGGCCUAUGCAGUCCAGAAGUCGUUGGAGCAAAGCACGAUGGAUCGGCUUAUGCGGAUGAUGUAUUCUGACCCGCGAGUGUCCGAAGCGAAAAUCGAGGACCUGAACAAGCUCACCCUGGCCAAGGUUCGCAGAGCCGUGAGUGGACAACUCCGGCCGCAGGACCUGGAAAUCAACUUGGUCGCCGACUUCGAGGGCCGAGGCCAUGGCAAGAUGGCAAGCGUAGAGGGUGGACUCAGCACCGGGAAGCAUCGUGAGGAGGGCGACAUUGAGCCAGAGGAAGUGGAGCUUCCUGAAGCAGCCAAACAGCGCAGGUUCCUGGAGCUGGAUGAGGCUCUGUGGAAGUACCUAGGAUCGCUUCCCGCAAGCGAAGCCAAGCAGGUCUGCCUGGACCGCCCUCCGCAGAUCCACCGGGGCGAGGAAAUGUCUCCAGAAGACAGGCAGCGCUCGGCACACAUCGAGGACAGCGACGAGCGAGCAGUUGCAAAUAUCGGCGGUGGCGCGCCGAACCGUUGGGGCAAAGGUGACAAGUACCAUCAGGAGAUGAUGGAGACAAAGGGCUUCUCCUGGGAUGCACCGAACUCCAAGCUCAAGGAUCAUCCGCUCUACCCGUCCAUGUGUCUCAUGGCGAUGCGAGAGGUCAUCAACACUCGGCUCUUCUCUACCGUGCGAGAUUCGUUGGGACUGUCUUAUGACUGCAGCUUUGAUCUUUCGAUGUUUGACCGCUUGGAGGCUGGAUGGUACAGCGCAACCGUCAGCGCUCACCCGUCCCGGAUCAUGGAGGCGGUCAAUGCAGCCAAGGGCGUGAUCCAAGGCGUGAAGAGGCGCCCGAUCUCGGAACUGGAGCUGGCCACGGCGAGGAGGACGUUGCUGCGCCGGCAUGAAACCGACCUGCAAAGCAAUGAGUAUUGGAUCUCUCUGUUGACCCACCUGCAGUACGAUAAUCCAAAGGAUAUCAGCUGCGUGAGGGACAUCGAGAUGAUGCUCAAUGCGCUGACAUGGAGAGAUGUGCAGAAUGCGUACCUGACUCUCCUCACGGAGCCGGACCAGCUUUUUGUAUCUGUAAGUCGAGCUGGACCCGGUUCCAGUUUUGUCUCUGGCGGUGCUGCUCCCACUGCCGUCCCCACGAAGCGUGCGUUGAGCGAAGUUAUGGUGGACUAG